Molecule: messenger RNA, 1645 nt
Organism: Polyodon spathula (Mississippi paddlefish)
Lineage: Eukaryota; Metazoa; Chordata; Actinopteri; Acipenseriformes; Polyodontidae
Exons: 3
Coding region: 237-1076 (279 amino acids)
Source: RefSeq, a predicted model, not a curated record
AGAGACACACCUGUGCGAAUUACCUGACAAACCUCUCUGGCAGGAAGGCAAUAAACAUCUGCAAUGUACUGAAUCAACACAGGGGACCUGUCUGCUUCGCUGCAGCAACUACACUUCAGUCCAAGUAACAAGACUCAACUGUGAUUACCAGCUCAAACACAAUAAUUUCACCCUGACUAUUCUGGAUGCCUCGGGGUCUCUGACCAGACAAAGCACGUUUUGGAGGUCCUGGAGAAAUGGCCAUUGUUUCAAGUGAGACAGAAACAGGGAAGGAAGACUAUGUGUCUGAAGACGGUGGUGCAGACACUCCGGGUGAGGUCCCAAAAGGAGGCCCAGUGGCAGGGGAGAGAGAAGAGACGGCAGCCCAAGAGCCAGACGAAAAGGACUCCGACUUCCUCCCAUCUGUCUGCCUGGCCUCCCUCCUCCUGCUCGUUUUCAUUCUGGUCUCCUGUUUACUCCUCCUCACAGACCCUGUGGCCCACCGGCCAGCACUUCCCCGCCCUCGGCCAGCCUUUGUUGAAGGUCAUCUGGACCGGCUGCGGAUCCUCUUCCCUGGCCAGAGGGAGGCACUGUGGAAAGCACUGAGCAGUGUGACCAGAGGGCGACCGCUGAGGGGAAGCCUGGUCUUGGUGGGCUGGGAGGAGUCUAGAAACACUCUGCUGCGCUUCUCCAAGAACUUAAUCUCAGUGCUCUCGGGCUGCAGUGGGCCUGAGGCACAGAGCAAAAUUGUGCGCCACAGAGACCUCUCUUUAGAGCACAGACUCUAUCCUAUGUCCCACUUUGCUAUAGUUUCUGUUGUCAUGGAGACAAGGGAGAAUGUGGUGGGCGGGGUCAUUGUAGAGCUGCAGAGCAGAAAGGGGGGCGGGGCAGUGGGAAUAGAAACCACCACAGCGUUGCUACCGGAGCACCUGGGCAGUAGAGAGGAGGAGGAAGAGUUCAUGGAAAUAGGUGUCGCCAUUGCAGUCGAGUUCCUGGUAAACCUCAAUAGUACCCAGCAGGCCUUGCUAGGGGGAGUAGAUAUGACCAUCCUAGUGGUGGAGCCAGAGGGGCUGUACAACAGUGGCUUUGUUUGUUAGGUCCUUAAUGAAGGUGCAUUCAUCAGGAGCCUGUUUACUCCAGGACAGUUUUCUUAAUUAAGAACACUACCCCCUGGACACCUACAUAGUUAGUCAGGGUUGUUUUUAAAGAACAGGACUUCCUCACGGCUAUCUUUUAAAACAUUGAAGACGGGAUGUCACAUUAGGAAUGCCAAGUAGGAUACAUUGUUGGUGAGUUUGAAAGGUUUGAAUAUACAAAUAGAUUUUAUAAUGGUGUUGUCCUUAUUUUUUUACAAUAAAAUUUGAGAGUAUAUGUUUUGUUUCAGAUGUUCUAAUAUUGUCGACAGAUGGUCCUGUACCUUGCUGUUAUGUGGGGGUGGUUCGAUUAACACAACUUGCAUUGUUAAACAUGGCUUCUCCAAAUACAGUAUCAUUGGAUUAAGACAUCUCAUUCCUUUAAGAGGCAGUCAGUUUAGUUCCACAUGAGGUUUCUGCAUUUGCAAACUAUGCCUAGCCUGAACAUGUACAGUUCGGCAGUCAGUAUGUUGGUGUGGUUCAUCUUGAAGACAUCGGGGGAAGCAUUCUUUUAAGACAUUUUUCAGCAGGCA